Linum tenue is the source of this 2270-nucleotide messenger RNA. NCBI's taxonomy places the organism in Eukaryota, Viridiplantae, Streptophyta, Magnoliopsida, Malpighiales, Linaceae. The record is from the annotation of a GenBank genome assembly.
GGCCCCACCACACUGCCACCGCACCAUCACCGUCGUCGUGAUCCUUUGCUUCCUUCGCAUUUCGCAACCGAAAAGAAAACAAGGAGAGAGCGUCACCCAAAAGCAACAGUGACGGGCCUCCUGAAUUUCCCCUUUUUUUCUGCGAAAUACAAAAACCGACCUUCAGAAACCACGCGAUUCCGCCACCAUUUCCCCCAUUAUCUCCGACCUCCGAUCCCAGUACCAGAAACACCCGCCUGAAGGGCCAGCCGCAAAAUUCAAGACAAGAAACGAUGGGGGUGCCACAGACGAUGGUGGCGCUGGCGUAUAGGGCGGAAUUCAUGAAGGAGGCGCUCGAGAAGAGCCAGACCAUCACCGAUAACAUGGUCUCCAUCCUUGGAUCCUUCGACCACCGCCUCUCCGCCCUCGAAACCGCCAUGCGUCCUACUCAGAUAAGGACGCAUUCGAUCAGGAGAGCACACGAAAACAUCGACAAGACUUUGAAGUCUGCGGAGGGUAUCUUGACUCAAUUCGACCAAACGCGCAAGGCGGAGGCUAAAAUUCUGAGAGGACCACAUGAGGAUUUGGAGAGCUACCUAGAAGCAAUUGAGCAGCUGAAAGCCACUGUCAAGUUCUUCAGCAGCAACAAAAAUUUCAAGAGCAGUGAUGGGGUGGUUCACCAUGCUAAUCAACUGCUUGCCAAAGCUAUAGUAAAGCUCGAAGAAGAGUUCAACACACUGCUAGCUAAUUACAGCAAACCUGUUGAACCCGAUCGCCUUUUUGAAUGUCUUCCGAACUCUCUAAGGCCAUCAUCAGCAUCUGAUAAGCAUCAAGGGGAGGGUGGUAAUAAACAUUCUCCUGAACAGCAAAAGAGCUUAGCAACUGCCAUUUACACACUUCCCACUCUUAUCCCACCAAGGGUCGUGCCACUGCUGCAUGAUUUGGCAUUACAAAUGGCUCAAGCUGGUCAUCAACAGCAACUGUUCCGAAUCUUUAGGGAUACUCGUGCUACAGUUUUGGAACAGAGCCUCAAGAAAUUAGGCGUAGAGAGACUUACUAAAGAUGAUGUCCAGAGAAUGCAAUGGGAAGUUUUGGAGGCUAAGAUUGGAAAUUGGAUACACUACAUGCGAAUUGCUGUCAAAUUGCUUUUUUCUGCAGAGAAGAAAAUAUGUGACCAAAUACUGGAGGGGAUUGAAUCUCUAAGGGAUCCAUGUUUUGCUGAAGUAACUGUAAACAGUGUCUCUGUGCUUCUUAGCUUUGGAGAGGCAAUAGCAAAAAGCAAGAGAUCCCCUGAAAAGUUAUUCGUUUUACUGGACAUGUACGAGAUCAUGAGAGAACUGCGCUCAGAGUUUGAGUUGGUAUUUGGAAGCAAAGCUUGCAUGGAAAUGCGAGAGUCUGCAUUCAACUUGACGAUUCGGCUAGCUCAGACUGCACAAGAGACUUUCGUGGAUUUUGAAGAAGCAGUCGAAAGAGAUGCAACAAAAACGGCCGUUCUUGAUGGAACAGUUCAUCCUUUGACUAGCUAUGUGAUAAAUUACGUGAAGUUCCUAUUUGACUACCAAUCCACCGUGAAACAACUAUUCCAAGAGCUGGAGUCAACCGACCCCGAAGGUCAACUAGCCGCAGUAACCACCCGAAUCAUGCAGGCUCUCCAGACCAAUCUAGAUGGGAAAUCCAAGCAAUACAGAGACCCUGCACUCACACAGUUGUUUCUCAUGAACAAUAUUCACUACAUCGUGAGAUCUGUACGAAGGUCCGAGGCAAAGGACUUGUUAGGAGACGACUGGGUGCAGAUUCAUCGCCGCAUUGUGCAGCAACAUGCUAAUCAGUACAAAAGAAUAUCCUGGGCGAAGGUUCUUCUUGGCAACCUUCAUCGAAGCUCCACAGGCAUGCAGAUACUCCAGUGUUUGACCGUUCAGGGUGAAGGCCAGUCUAGUGGGCUUUCAAGAACAAUGGUGAAAGAGAGGUUCAAGACGUUCAACGUCCAGUUCGAGGAGCUCUACACGAGGCAAGCCCAGUGGACGGUACCCGACAGCGAAUUGAGAGAGUCUCUCAGGCUAGCAGUCGCUGAGGUGCUCUUGCCUGCGUACCGAUCCUUCAUCAAGCGCUGCGCGCCUAUGAUUGAGACCGGGAAGAACCCGAAUAAGUACAUAAGGUACACACCAGAAGACCUUGAAAGAAUGCUGAACGAGUUCUUUGAUGGGAAGACCUACAAUGAACAUAAACGGAAGAGACGAGCCGCAUCACUUUGGAAAUGUGGGUGUGCUGGUUCUUUACCUGCCAAAUCAUAA